Molecule: messenger RNA, 1370 nt
Organism: Pongo pygmaeus (Bornean orangutan)
Lineage: Eukaryota; Metazoa; Chordata; Mammalia; Primates; Hominidae
Product: histone deacetylase complex subunit SAP18-like
Exons: 1
Coding region: 663-1118 (151 amino acids)
Biological process (GO): negative regulation of DNA-templated transcription
Cellular component (GO): nucleus
Molecular function (GO): transcription corepressor activity; transcription factor binding
Source: RefSeq, a predicted model, not a curated record
UGCACAGACAGCAAAGCCUUACUUGGGUGGCCUCCUUCUUUCCUAGUAUUAAGCCCAUAUGACAUUAAAGAAAUGAAUAUUAGAGAAGAGUGACCAACAGCAAUUAAAGCGCAGCAAAUAAAUUAAAAAUGAUAAUGCUGGAAGUGAAAUUGAAUGUGAUGAGGAGAUUUGAAAAUGGAGACAGCAAAGUAAAGACAGGAUGAGACCUAGGCCCGCCUGAAGCUAGUGAACAAAUGAUGUUGAAGAAGUCAGAUCAUUCAAAAACAAGGUAAUGUAGCUUCGACAUUGUUUAGUUUAAGUUGCACUCAGAACAGAAAGCUGCUUAGGGUAAAAAUGGAGCAUUUACUUCUACUUAGGAUUGAACAGUGUAGUGAAAACAAAAACCCAAUCAGCUUAACAACUAUCAUGCAGGCCAAACUCUGAAGUCAGGUGCUGCAUUGAAAGGAAUCAGUAAUUACAAGGAGACUGAAGAUAAAUGUUUCCCUGACAGUGAAGGCAGAUUUGACACUUGCUAUUCAAAAGACUCUAGGCUGGCAGCCACAGGAACUUCAUGAAGGCAAAUGUAUAGACUUAAAAGAGUAAAGUGGUUGUGACAAAAAGGAUGACAAUAUCCCAGAGGAAGUAACCACAGUAAAGAAAAACAGGCGGGCCGUAGGAGGAAGAUGGCGGUGGGGUCGCGCAUUAUGCGGGAGGAUAUUAAGAAGGAGCCAGAGAACCCGAUCAACCGUGAGAAAACAUGCCUGCUGCUGCUGCGCAUCUUCAUCACCAAUAAUGGCCACCACCGCCGAACGGACGAGUUUUCCCGGGGAAACGUACAGUCCAGAGAGUUGCAGAUCUACGCUUGGAUGGAUGCAACCUUGAAAGAACUGACAAGCUUGGUAAAAGUCUACCCACAAGCUAGAAAGAAGGGCACUGUCUUCAAUUUUGCAGUCGUUUUUACAGAUGUUAAAAGACCUGGCUAUCGAGUUAAGGCAGUUGGUAGCACCAUGUCUGGCAGAAAGGGGACUGAUGAUUCCAUGACCCUGCCGUCGCAGAAGUUCCAGGUAGAUUACUUGGACAUAGCAAUUACCCCUCCACAUCGGGCACCACCUCCUUCAGGGCACAUGAGGCCACAUUAAAUUCUAUUUAGUAUUUCUUGUAUUUAUUUUUUGGUCAGUUAUGUAAAAUAAACUUACUCUUUUUCCUCCCCAGAUUAUUGUCAUUAAGCCUUUGAAUUCUAAACAAAUUAUGAUCCAUCAUCUAUUUAGGAAUUAGAUUUGGAUGUGCUAUUGUAUAAUUACUAAUAGAAAGUCCAUAUGUUUCAAGCCUUUUUGUAAAAUAUGAAGAAAGUGCUCUUAGCAUUCUAUGUAAAACUGUACUGUUAAAUAUAU